Molecule: messenger RNA, 1464 nt
Organism: Alosa alosa (allis shad)
Lineage: Eukaryota; Metazoa; Chordata; Actinopteri; Clupeiformes; Clupeidae
Product: type-2 angiotensin II receptor-like
Exons: 3
Coding region: 373-1464 (363 amino acids)
Biological process (GO): G protein-coupled receptor signaling pathway; immune response
Cellular component (GO): membrane
Molecular function (GO): G protein-coupled receptor activity
Source: RefSeq, a predicted model, not a curated record
UCAUGUGUUUUGAGUUGGGUUUGUCAGUGAGGCGAACAAAAUAAGAUUAGAGUUAUGUGGAAGUGAAGAUAUCCGAUAAAGAUCACGUAGAGAGCAGGGUUAACGUUUGUUUUUCGGCUCGCUAUGGAAAAUCUGUCAGCGAUAAUAUUACUCUGUGCUUUUCACUGUGAUUGAUCUGUUUUUGUGAUGUCCUCUGCAUGCAUUUAGGCAGUGACAUUUCCAUGGUGAGCAACGUCACCAUUUGACCUGAGCCAGCGUUGUGACUGGAAGUCCCAUAAAAGAAAAACAAGAAAGAAAGAAAGAAAAAAAAACACGAGACGAGAACAAACGUGAGAGACGGAGUCGACCGGAGGACAGAGCCGGACGCUCACCAUGGCCACCCUGGUCAUCGUCAACGACUCCUUCGGGAACAUCUCGAUCUACAACGAGGUGACCUACGAGGACGACGACGCAGCCUCGUGCCACCACGUGGUGCCGCCGGAACACCAGAAGCAGCUCAUCCCGGCCGUCUACGCCCUCAUCUUCCUCUUCGGCACCGUCGGCAACAGCCUGGUGCUGCUGGUCCUCUGCCGGCGUGGCCCUGGUCGCCGGACGGUGGCCAACACCUACAUGGUCAACUUGGCGCUGUCCGACCUGCUCUUUCUUCUCAGCCUGCCCUUCUGGGCCAUCCAGUACGCGCUGGACUAUCACUGGCCGUUCGGCGCGUUCAUGUGCAAGGCGUGCAGCGCCACGCUGACGCUCAACCUCUACGCCAGCAUCUUCUUCAUCACCUGCAUGAGCGCCGACCGCUACCUGGCCAUCGUGCGGCCGCUGCGCUCGCAGAGCUGUCGCCGCCUGUGCCGGGCGCGGUUGGUCAGCGGCGCGGUGUGGCUGCUGGCCGGCUGCGCCACCGUGCCCGUGCUGGUGUUGCGCGACACCGCGCAACUCGGGCAGGAAGUGACCGCCUGCGUGCUGCACUACCCGAGCGACGGCUGGGUGACCGGGCUGGCGCUCACCAAGACCAUCGUGGGCUUCCUGCUCCCGCUGGUAGUCAUCGUCACCUGCUACUGCGAAAUAGGGCGCCACCUGCUGGCCGCGACAACGACAGGUGGGACGGGGACGGGCGCCGGCGCCGACAGCCGCGGCGGCGGCCCAGACAAGGCGGCCGGUGGCGGUCACUCGUCGGGCACCAACAACGUGGACCACGUGCUGAGGAUGGUGGUGGCGGUGGUGCUCGCCUUCUUCCUCUGCUGGUUCCCCUUCCACACUGUGACGCUGCUGGACGUCCUCCACCACCAGGGGGCGAUGCGGGGCUGCUGGGUGCAUCGCGCCGUCGAGACGCUGCUGCCCUUCACCAGCUGCCUGGGCUUCUCCAACAGCGCCGUCAACCCCUUCCUCUACUGCUUCGUGGGGAACCACUUCCGCGAGCAGCUCAGCGGACGCUGGGGGAGCCGGAGGCUCGGAGGAGGAGGAGGAGGAGCCUAG